Xyrauchen texanus (razorback sucker) is the source of this 5761-nucleotide messenger RNA. Its product is annotated as vascular endothelial zinc finger 1-like. The transcript is spliced from 5 exons. NCBI's taxonomy places the organism in Eukaryota, Metazoa, Chordata, Actinopteri, Cypriniformes, Catostomidae. Gene Ontology annotation, biological process: regulation of transcription by RNA polymerase II. Bases 35 to 1399 code for a protein of 454 amino acids. The record is from RefSeq and is a predicted model, not a curated record. Gene Ontology annotation, molecular function: DNA-binding transcription factor activity; RNA polymerase II cis-regulatory region sequence-specific DNA binding.
UGUAGGUUUCCUGCAGAUUUUUUUAAGUGUUGCAAUGGAGCCGAGCUGGAGUUCAUUUUUAUUUCAGCAGGCCAAUGAAGCCCUCCACCACCAGCAUCAGAACAGCCUGCUGCCACUGCUCAACUCUGGGAAUGAGCCGCAGGAUCAAAAGCCUGUUCUUCCCAUCCCUCUUGACCAGAAGCCCCCAGUCAGUGCUGCUGACCUCCACAAGGAUAACAUGGCAAGCGGAGGGGGCAUGGGUGGCGGUCCGGUGGUUGUAAAGAAAGAGCCCAAGUCAAAAACGCCCUUCAUAUGCGGCUAUUGUAACAAGGCCUUUCGGGACAGCUACCACUUGAGGCGGCAUGAGUCCUGUCACACAGGCAUUAAGAUGGUGUCAAGACCCAAGAAGACGACCACAGCUCCCACCAUGGUGCCUCUCAUUUCCACUGUGCCACGGGACAACAACGGCAAUCCCUCAUACAUCUCCACAAUGGCGGGCAUCCUCACCACGGCGACCACUUCCGCAUCCACGGCCGCAGGUGUGAUGUCGGCCCUGCCUCAGCAACAGCCAGCCGUACCCAAGAAGCCCCCCAAACCAGUGAAGAAGAACCAUGGCUGCGAGAUGUGUGGCAAAGCCUUCCGCGAUGUCUACCACCUUAAUCGUCACAAGCUCUCACACUCAGACGAGAAGCCCUUCGAGUGCCAUAUCUGUCACCAGCGCUUCAAGAGGAAGGACCGUAUGACCUACCAUGUGCGCUCACACGACGGCGGUGUACACAAGCCGUAUAUCUGCUCUGUUUGUGGGAAGGGCUUCUCUCGUCCAGAUCAUCUUAGCUGUCAUGUCAAGCACGUACACUCCACAGAACGACCCUUUAAAUGCCAAGUUACGGCCUGCACGUCUGCCUUUGCCACCAAAGACCGUCUGCGCUCACACAUGAUACGGCACGAGGGCAAGGUUACCUGCAACAUCUGCGGGAAGAUGCUGAGCGCCGCCUACAUCACCAGCCACCUUAAGACCCAUGGGCAGGCCAACUUCACCUCACCCUGUAACAAAGACUCUAACAAUGUGUGCAACUCUGGCUCAGCCACGCCAGUCACUGCUUCUACUGUGUCCAACACUACGUCCAUGAAUCGCGGCAGCGUCAGCAACCCCGUCACCAUUGCCGCCCAGAUGAACAUCACCACCAACACAGUCAACAUCACCUCCCCUGUCAGCCUGCAGCACCCGGUCACCAUCACUGGUCCAAUCAACAUCGCCUCCGUCAACAUCCCGGCCACAGCGCCGAUGAACAUCGCCCAUCCCGUCGCCAUCACCUCGCCCAUGUCAAUGAACAUCACCGGUCCCCUCAACAUCGCAAUGCGACCAAUGGAUAGCAUGUCUUUCCUCUCGCAGGUCCUGCCAUCCUCCCCGCCCUGGUAGAACUAAGCCUUGUCUCCACACCCUAAAAAAAGACCACUUCUACUUGUAAACCUCAUGUCUCUUGUUUUAGUCUUCCUCUCCAGCUAUGAGGAAAAAAGAGCCUGAAGGAAUGCCGAGUAUAGGGAAUGUCUCAAUGUAGACAUUCAAUGCAGCAUCAAGGAAUACGGAUAUCAUAUGGAAGAUAGUUGGCACUUUGCGUCUCCUUUGGUCGAUUGAAGGAUAAGCAGAUCCAGAUUGUCUAGAGUUUAGUGAGGACAAAAAUAGUCAUUGCAUGGACUGGAAGACUGACAUGCUGUAUGUUUGGUGAUUUUUCACUUUUCUAGUGCCAGAAAAUCCUUGUCGGUCUGCUAUUUGAAGCGGAGCAGAUCGCCCCCUUUAAAUAGCAAACAUUUGUUAGUGUUAACGGUUCAAGGACUUUGGCAAAUAUUAACUGUGAGGAAUUUAUUUUUGUUACAUUAGCUUGCUUAUCAGUAUUUAAUAGAUUUAUGCAUUUUAAUGAGUCAUGUACAACAAAAGGGACAGUGGCUUCUAUUAAUGGCAGAUGAGGUUUUUUUUCUUUGUUUGUUUUGAAACAAUUCUCUGAAAUGAGGAAACUAAAGUUUCGUUUUUAAAAGGCCUCUUUUCAUUGUAAGCCUUUUAAACUAGCUGUGUUUUUAUUUGUAUUAUUAUAAUCAUUAUUCUUUAUAGGUAAUCUUUUGAGUUGGUCAUUCCUGAUUGUAGGAUAAUUAAGUUUCAAUAGCUGGGAUAUUCUUCUGCUUGGAGAUGUUGGACAUUACAGUAACAAUCUGAUAAAGUCUUGCACUGAACACAUAUCUUUAUGGUGAUAUUCUUAAGGCAGUAUUAUUUCGGAUCAAAUAUUGUGUUUGUGUUUGAGUGUUGGUUGUUAAACCUAUUCAAAUAGAUGCCUGGUCACCUAGUGGCUGACUUCAACACACUGAAUGGUCCAUUUUAACAUGAAUAUUAUCCUAAGAGUAUUUAGUUUUGUAACCUUGACUUCUCUGCUCUUCCUCUCUGAAGGAUGAGGGCUAUUUUCCUAAGGAGCAUUUACUCAGGGACUUUGCUGAGGUUGUCCCACUUACACUCUUCCAAACCUAAUUUUUUACGCUAUUAACACACUAAAUAUUUUUCCCUAUAUUGGUGAAUACUGAGACAUACUUAAGAGGACUGGGUGCCAAGAACUUCAUAGCUGUUGACAUGGUCAUCCAUCACCGGACUGAAACGUUAACACAACCUCUGUUGCUUGUUCGUUUACCCCAGUCACAGUAUAAUUCAAAACUGCCUUCAAAUUUUCAGGUUUCGCAUCAUUGACAGCAGCCCUGCUCCAAAUGUUUGACAAUUACAAAUUAAAAAAAGAGUCAAAAUACUUGGACAUUGAUGUUUUGUUUUAGGCACGCCAAACUUCUACACCAUGUCCUAACCAGCAGCGACCACACCAAGUAACAAGGGAUAGGACAAUAUGUCGAUCACUUUUAUAUCAGUGGUGUUGCACUGGGUAUCCCUGCCUAAUGUGAAAUGUCAUUGGUCCAAAAUUCCGCUCCUCAUAACUGGACAUUAAAGAUCAACUAUCUUCUAAAUGGUUGUGAUUGUGUCAUGCCACAUUAGCGUUCAGUGUGGGCAUGCAAAUUGCUUGUGAAACUUGGCGUAUCACACCUGGCUAGGACACGUUGAUAGGCUAUACAAAUAUCCCUAAAGAGGGGAUACACUGAUCCGAUACCUGGAUUGGUAUCGGCUCUGAUACUGACGUUUUUACCUGGAUUGGGUAUCAGUCGGAAGAGCCUGAUCUAAAUCCGAUACCACAUGUUAGUUAUGGUCAUUACCGUCAAGCUCAAAGUAUGACAUAAAAGAACCUUUAAAGUAGUCAAAAUAACUUGUGCAUUUUUUUAUAAAUAUGCAUGUAUACGCCACACGCUUCCCUAAACGCAUGCCGCCCUGUUGACACAAACGCACAUAAGCACAAGCGACGCACAAUAUGUGGGCACUCCACACAAAUUCAUCUCAGAUGUAGAUGCUAAAUAAUUUGGUUUGCUUAUAACAUGCAUUGAAAACGGCUCCUGAUGUGCAUUUCACUAGAUGUUGAAUGAGAAACAAAUUAAACUUAAUGUAAACUAGUCUAAAAACACUCUUCUGUAGUCACCUGAAGCAAUCAGUCUAAAUAAAAGACCUAAGAAAUUACAAUGCAAAUGUAUCACUAUUGUAUAAUGACAUUGUAAAAUAACAUUUGUAAUUUAACAAAUUAUACAAAAUAAUAAAAUAUUUGACAGGGUUCCAAAAUAUUACUAUGUGAUUGAAAAGUGGACUGAUAUCCAAUUACAAGUAAAUUGAUAAAUGGCUUCUUUUCAACUUGAGACUUUCAUUGGAAUAGCUUUUAAUUUUGCUGCUGCAUUCAGCAGACUGGUUAACAAAAACAAAAAAGUUUUUCUUAAUAGGCUGCACAUGUUGUUAUAUUGUUUUUAUUUUCCUGUGAUGAAAUAAUGUGUAGUUAGAGGUUUUUGUUUCUUUACACAUAAGAGUCCUCACAAUCAGUUCUACACAGUGAGUUAUAGAUAUUCUAAACUCAUUAAGAAUAAAACAACAACAUUGUUUUACGAUGUCGGCCGAUACUGAGAGUUCAGGUAUCAGAAUCGGAUCGGGAGAGAACAUAUGUUAUCAGUUCAUCCAUACACCAAAGUAGAUUUUCUCUUGGCUUUCCCCUCCCUUUUGGAUAUCAAAGCAAUAUGCCUUUCUUUGUCCAUCCUGUUCACCCAGUCAGACCUUCUUUGUGUUAUUAAAUGGUGAAACUGAUGGAAGGUAUGUUGUCAUGUCUUGCCGUCUCAUCUGAUGCUGUGUGAGCUUAUGUGAUAUGAUUGAUUUUCGAAACAAGAGUAAAACCAGCUGAAUGUGAUCAUACUUUAAAUAACGAUGUCAUAGCUACCACUGUCUGGGCAUAAAUUGCCAAAAAAAGAGUUAAGUUUGUAUUAACCAGUGUUUCUCAACUUACUAUGACAGUGUUGUCCAUUUGAACCUGGUAGUGAAAAGUUUGUAGUCUUAAACUAGUAUUACAUGGACUUACAUGUAGGGUUGUAAACUCUGAAAUAACUCAAUGGCCUGAACAAUAUUUCCUUUUUUUUUUUUUUUUUAAAUGUUUCCUUGUUUAGCUUAGGGGGCCGUUCAGAUGUAAUGCAUUAUUGCACUUAAAAAGCUAGAAGCUGUGCAGCAAUGGAACAGAAUGCAUGUUUGGAAUGGAAUGCAUGUUUGAUGCGCAUAUUUUAAAAGCAUCAAACGUGCAUCAGAGCAUCAAACGUGGCACUACUGCGUGAGAUUGCAUUCACAAUAACGUAUUCAGUGUGAACGGCCCCUUAGGCAGCUUCUUUUGGCUGAGUUUGAAGAACUGGAAUUCGAGGAAUGUGAUUAGUUGUGUUUUUCAGUCAAUUCAAAGACACAAACACUACAAAAAAUGAAAAUAUGUUUUUUUAAUUGUGCUUGUGAUAAAUGACUGUCCUUCCACAAUGGCGUCACUUCCGUGCCUGAACUGCAUGUCUGAGAAUGCCACAGUGAGUCUUCUCUGCCAGGCUAGCAGCGCUCGGCAAUGGAAACUGCCUGGGCGGCCAACUGCAGUUUAACUGUUUACCAAAUGUGUGUGGAGAUUUAGAAUCUAUUUUGCAUAUGAAAUAUCAAGUUGUCAUGUUUGAUGAACUAUGAAUUUGAUUUGUUUUGUUUUUUAAUCCUAUAUAGUAUUGUUGACAUGAAUUUACUCCUUAUGCAUCAGUAUCUUAUAAAGAACACUUUUGUUUAAAUGGGGGGGGGGGGGGAAAGGACUAAAAAGACUGUGUUCACUUUUGGAUUGGAGAUUUAAAAACAAUUUCCAGUCAUUUCUUUAGAGUCAUUUUGAUGAAUUGGCAAACCCAUGUGAAGGCCAAUGAAUGUCUAUCUUUGUACAAAACCAUUUAGCUCAGAGAAUGUGGUAGUUAUAAUAGAGACAUGCAAGGAAAACAAGUAAAAUAACCUUUUAUAAGACUUUUUGUAUUAGAACAUUAUCAUUGGUAAUUUUGUAUAUAUAAAGAGUUUUUUUUUUUUUUUUUUUGGUUAGUAAAAUAUUCUUACUUUUUUAAUGUAUGUCAAAAAUAAUUAUGUAAACACAUUGCGCAAUGUUUUAUGUGCCUUUUUAUUUGGGUUGUCUUAAUAAAAGUAAACUGUUAAGUUUGGAUUUGGCUCAUUUUGAUAUCAUGUGAUAUCUUGUGAUUUGAUGUAGCUUCUCUGGCAACGUUCCUUGCAAAUUGUAAAUUGACAUAAUAGUGCAAUCUUAGUGUAAACAAAGUAAUGUGCCCAGAAAUAUCCAUUGCCUGUGAAGUAUGACCCAACCUAGACCCUGAAUAAAAAUGUUAG